GCGUUGACUGCUCUCAGUGAUGCCAGGAUCGGGACAGAGUGGUGUCAGUGAUGGGCUGCUUUCAGUGCUGUGUUAAGUGCUGGGGUGGGGUGCCCUUCGCCUCACUGAUCGCCACGCUGCUCUGUUUCUCUGGGGUGGCGCUGUUCUGUGGCUGUGGACAUGAGGCGUUGACCGGCACUGAGACACUCAUCGAGACCUACUUCUCCAGGGAUUUCACCGACUACGCUCUGUUGGCCAACGUGAUCCAGAUUUUCCAGUAUGUUAUUUAUGGAACCGCUUCCUUCUUCUUCCUGUACGGGGUGCUGCUGCUGGCAGAGGGCUUCUACACCACCAGUGCCGUUAAGGAGAUGUACGGAGAGUUCAGGAGCACCGCGUGCGGCAAGUGUGUCAGCGCCUUGUUUAUAUUGCUGACCUACGUGCUGGGGGUGAUCUGGAUGGGGGUCUGUGCGGCCUCCGCUGUACCAGUCUAUGUUUACUAUAACAUCUGGGCCACUUGCCACAUGAUGAGGGAGAACCCAGAUAAUGCCACGGACCUGGUGUGUGUGGAUGCCAGGCAGUACGGCAUCCUGCCCUGGACGGCCAGCCCUGGCAAGGUGUGUGGGCUGACAUUAGCUGCUGUGUGUAACUCCUCAGAGUUUAACCUGACGUAUCAUCUGUUCAUUGUGACACUGGCUGGUGCUGCAGCCACCGUAAUCGCUCUGCUCACCUACAUGAUGGCCACAACCUAUAACUAUGCCGUUCUGAAGUUCUUGAGUCGAGAAGAUUGCUGCACAAAAUUCUAACCUGUCAAAGCAUGGACUGCAUGUCACACUGCGUGUCUCUCCCUCUGUGUGUAACUCUCUAUCUCACAACCAUUCCAGAACAUUCCCUGAGGCUCCUGGUCACCCGCUGAGCCCAGUAACUGCACUGCAUCACAGCAAGUCACCAAGUCACCAUCAUUUGGUCAUCAUUUACCUGCUGGUGUCGGGAGCCGAGUUACACUCUAUAGUCACACACACACGGUUAACUAUGUAAUAUUUUAAAACGCUUAAAUAUUGUCUAACCUGUUUUGGAUAUGGAUGUAAAUGUUAACAUUCUGACUAAUCUCACAAUGCAUGUGAUCUAUAAACAAAGCUUUGGAAUGUC
Molecule: messenger RNA, 1125 nt
Organism: Callorhinchus milii (elephant shark)
Lineage: Eukaryota; Metazoa; Chordata; Chondrichthyes; Chimaeriformes; Callorhinchidae
Product: proteolipid protein DM alpha
Exons: 7
Coding region: 51-782 (243 amino acids)
Biological process (GO): axon development; central nervous system myelination
Cellular component (GO): myelin sheath; plasma membrane
Molecular function (GO): structural constituent of myelin sheath
Source: RefSeq, a predicted model, not a curated record